AUGACAACCCUCGAAGACCCAACCAACGCAACCCGCGCAACCCCAACAAUAACCCCCAAAGCCGCAACCCUCCACAUCGGCAGCUCAACCCUCAUCAGCGCCCCAGCAGCCAAAGUCUGGAGCACCCUAACAGAUACCUCAACCUGGCCAGCCUGGAACUCAUUUGUACCGCGUGUAACAAUCCGCUCACAACCAUCCAACACAACCACGCCCAAUGACAUCACCAACGACCCCUCUCCAACCCUCCAAAAAGGCACCCGAUUUAUCUUCCACGUCCGCAUGGACCCAACCUCAACCUCCACAAAGCCCCAGGCCGCAACAGACGUCUACGGUCUCGUGACUGAGUGCGCAGCUCCGAACGCCGAGACAGGCGAUAUCGGCCGCAUUGUUUGGACAGUUGAUCCUGAUGCGCCGGGCGCGAUGCCGCAGUCGCUUUUGAAGGCGGAGCGGGUUCAUGAGGUUACGGCUGUUGAGGGUGGGACUGAGGUGCGGAAUUGGGAGGCGCAGGUUGGGUGGCUUGUUUGA
This is a messenger RNA of Penicillium arizonense, 525 nucleotides long. Its product is annotated as SRPBCC domain-containing protein. Lineage: Eukaryota; Fungi; Ascomycota; Eurotiomycetes; Eurotiales; Aspergillaceae. The record is from RefSeq and is a predicted model, not a curated record. The coding region runs from base 1 to 525 and encodes 174 amino acids. The transcript has 2 exons.